CAGUUUAUUCUUUUAAAAAAUAUCGUAUGUUUUUAUCUAACAACAUAGGAGAUAACUUGACAAUAUAUUCACGGUUUAAACGAACGUAUAACAUAAACAAGUUUUCAAGUUUCAUGAGAAUUGAAAAGUCAAGGUCUUUAUGAACAUCUGACAAAAACUAUAAUAAAAUUACCGCAUAUUUUACAAGAUACAUUUAUAGUUAACUAUUCGUCUUACUAUAUUUAACGUACUGAACUGAAAACACUGUAAAAAGUAUAUUAAAGAAAAUUAUUCUACGAGGCAUUAAUAUUUCAUAAAGCUUAAUGCUAGGACGGAGAAAUAUAGUCAGUAUUUACUACAUUAUACAGUAUACCAAAAUAAUAAGGGUAUGUUAAUUUAAUGAUCCGGAUAUAAGUUGUAAGUGUCACGGGGCCUGCACGCACUAAAAUAUGUCUUCGUUGGAAAAGAAUGGCAAUGUCAAUGGCGAGGCAAAGGGCUUGUACAGUUCCAAUGGCCAGCUAGACAGUACCGAUGGGAAAGCAGAAAUGAAGAAAAGUGUUGGCCUGUUUUCUGGGACAGCGCUUAUUGUCGGAACUAUGAUAGGUUCUGGAAUCUUUAUUUCCCCUAAAGGCGUGUUAGAAGGGACAGGCUCGGUAGGAUUUAGUCUCAUUAUAUGGGUAGCAUGCGGACUGCUAUCCAUGCUAGGUGCUCUCGCUUAUGCCGAAUUAGGGACGUGUGUUCCCAGAUCUGGCGGGGAACACGCUUACCUCAUGUACACGUUUGGAAGCGGCACGCGGCGCAUUGGCACAGUUGUCGCAUUUUUGUUUGAUUGGGUUGGGCUGUUCAUUCUUCGACCGAUUAUGUUUAGUGUGAUGACUUUGUCUCUGGGUACAUAUGUAGUGAAACCAUUCUUCCCGACAUGUACAGAACCUCCCAUGUAUAUUGUUAAACUGUGCACAGUCCUCGCCAUGCUGAUUUUGGGUGCAAUUAACGUAUUCAGUGUAAAGAUGGCUACAUAUCUCCAAAAUGUUACAACUAUCACCAAACUUGUGGCAUUAGCUAUAAUUACUAUCGGGGGAAUCUACAAAAUUUGCUCAGGAGAGACAGAAUACAUAGCUUCCGGAUUUGAAGAUACACGAGAGGAUCUAUCACUCAUAUCAAUUGCAUUUUACAAUGGUCUUUGGGCAUACGACGGAUGGAAUAAUCUAAACUUCAUUACAGAAGAGUUGAAAGAGCCAGAAAAAAACCUGCCUCGCAGUAUUUUAAUUGGAAUUCCUCUCACAACACUUGCAUACUUGCUUGCCAAUGUCGGUUACUUUGCUGUAAUGUCAAAAGAAGAGAUUUUACUGUCUCAUGCUGUAGCCGUGACCUGGUCAACAUACAUGCUUGGAGUAAUGUCGUGGUUAAUGCCUGUCUUUGUUGUUUUAUCUUGUAUCGGGUCUGCCAAUGGCUGCUUGUUCGCUACAGGGCGGUUAUGUUUCGCAGCAGCUCGUGAUAAUCAUUUUCCAAAAGUUUUAUCAUUUAUUCAAGUUACAAGGUUUACUCCGAUGGCUGCUAUAGUUUUUACCGUUAUUGUUUCCAUGAUAACACUGAUACCUGGUGACCUCAGCACAUUGAUUGAUUUUUACAGUUUCUGUAUAUGGGUGGGGUACGGUGCGACAAUGGUCGCACUUCUUGUUUUAAGAUACAAAGAGCCAACACUCCAUAGACCUUACAAGGUGCCAAUAUUUAUACCUAUCUUUGUGUUCAUUAUGUCAAUAUACCUCACUGUAUCGCCAAUAGUACAGACGGGACGGAUCACGUUCUUUUAUGCUGUUCUCUUCAUCUUCUCAGGACUGUUUGUGUAUUUUCCAUUUAUCUACUACAAUUUGAAAGUACCUUAUCUUGAUAGAGGCUAUCGAUUCAUACAGAUUUUAUUUCAAUUGGUACCACCACAUACAUCAUGAGACAAUAGUGGAAUGGGACAUUGACAGACAGGACAUAAGCAAUCUAAACAGGGUCGAUAAAUGCAUACAUAAUUUAUUGCAACUAAAUGUCCUCCAGAUAUAGCGGAAGCCAAAACACUUGAAGCAUUGGGACUUUUGAUAAAAAAAUAGGACAUUUUAGCAAAUUGUGAUGAUCGCGAUUAUCUAAUCUUGAUGUCUUAAUUGGAACUGUGUUAUGACAUGAACUGUACUUGUACUGUAAAUGUAACUUUAUUUUACCGUUCAUGACAGUUAGUGUGAUAUAACAUUUUAUCAUUAUAACAUUUAUCUUCUGCAUCUUUUAUAUAUUACAUCAUGUGUAAAAUUGUUUCACUUUGUUGUCCUUGCAUAGCAUAUGUAAAAAGGAAAAAACUUCUGUUAUUUCUUAAUUUUUCAAAGUAAUAUAGUCAAAUUGCUCAGAAUCUUAAUGCUUAGAGCAAUCAAGUCAACCACUUUGCCUUGCCGUUUUCUGUGAUCAUCUAGACAAUACACGCACGGGACAUCAUUUGUGUGUUAUAAUCUAACUAACUGUAUUUUUAGAAGAGACAAUUUCACCUUAAUAACUUGUAAUAUUUAAAAAAUAGUUUUGACUUCAGCUUUUGCAUGAAGUUUAGGUCAAACACUAUAAAUCAAGAUACUGCAGUCUUGAUAAGCCGGUACAAGGAGCGUGAUGGGAUGAAGACGCUUUCAUCCCAUCAUAUUUGUGUACAUCAUAUAUGUAUAAUAUGAUAUGUGUAUCAUGUGUAUAUGAAAAUAUUGUCCUAAUGUUAUGUGUUACACAAUAUUCCCAUUUUGUUGUUAAAUUCUUUUUCUAAAAUAUGAAGCAUCCAAAAGUUACUUUGUAUUUUUCUGAAGUACGGAGAUAUUUAGCUAUUAUAAUAAUAAUAAUAAUAAUAAUGUUUCCGCCACUGUCAGAAGUUCUUUCUUUAUAAAACGAAAGCUUACUGGGUGUGGGGCGUUUAUAUUUCAGAACAGUAUGUGUCUAGAUAGGCCUUUGUUGAUAUUAUUUCUGGGCCACAUUUUUCAAACAUCUUUUUUGUCUAUGCGUUUUAGAAAAAAAAUGUAGUUUGUAAGAUAAUUUAUUCAUGUAUUAAUUUGAAACAAUGAGUUUUGUAUGUCAUUUUCUUAUAGUAACAGCUAUUGUCUACAUGUGUUGAAUGAUUAUUGUUUAUUGGCUUAACCCUUAUCAUGCUGGACACGAUUGAUUAUGCCUUUGCGACCAGUGUAGAUCGUGGUCAGCCGUGCAGUCUGAUCAAGAUCUUCACUGUCAGCCAUUCAGUCAGUAUAUUUCUGGUAAGCACCCCUUUUAACUGUUAAUGGUACUGUACAUUGAAAGAUGGACAAGUCCAUUAUAGAAAUUCAGCAGGGUAAGGGUUAAAAUCGAACUUAUCUGUCACGUUUGUGCCUUCUUUGGUUAAUGUAUGCCUUUAACUUUUCUACCGGUGAUAGACACAACAGGGCCAUGUUUUAUUUACAUUUUAUAGCUUUUUUUAAGCACCGGAAUUUGCUCACCAAUAUUUAGAUUUUGUACAAUUUCUUUUCCUCGGUAAAUUGAAGCUAUGAGCCGCGCCAUGAGGAAACCAACAUAGUGUGUUUGCGACCAGCAUGGAUCCAGACCGGCCUGCGCAUCCGCGUUGUCUUGUCAGAAUACAUGCUGGUCGCUUUCAAAGCCUAUUGCUAUUAGAGAAACCGUUAGCGAACAGCAUGGAUCCUGACCAGACUGCGUAGAUGCACAGGCUGGUCUGGAUCCAUGCCGGUCGCAAAGCCACUAUGUUGGUUUUCUCACGGCGCGGCUCAGUUGAAGAUAUCUUACUGUUGGAUUACUCAGGCCAUGCAUUCCGGUCGUUUUAUAAAUUGUAGUUAGCAAUAUUUCAUCAAAACCUGUUUUGUACUAAUAAAAUACAAAAACUUGAACUCUUUACUCGUUUUUAAUAAGCUCCCAUGAACAAAUUUGAGCAUUACUUUUGAAAAGCCUUGCAUUAGCCACACCUCUGUGUUAAUAAAUUCCAACUCUAUAAUAAUGAUUUUGAUAUUCAUUAUGCAGAGACUUUCACAAAUAAAACCAUG
Molecule: messenger RNA, 4010 nt
Organism: Mercenaria mercenaria
Lineage: Eukaryota; Metazoa; Mollusca; Bivalvia; Venerida; Veneridae
Product: b(0,+)-type amino acid transporter 1-like
Exons: 14
Coding region: 429-1925 (498 amino acids)
Biological process (GO): amino acid transmembrane transport
Cellular component (GO): membrane
Molecular function (GO): L-amino acid transmembrane transporter activity
Source: RefSeq, a predicted model, not a curated record